CUGGUUUCGACGCAGUAUAGGUACACAUACUAUGUGUCAGGUGUGACGAUAGGCAUGGCGAAACUUGAACUGAAGCUGAUUGGAAUCGCUAUAUUCUUGGUAGCCGCGCUCGAGGCUCAGGAAACCCCUGCGGCUGAAUCAUCUCCAGCGUCCCCAACAGAUGGCGAAACGUCUCCAGUUACAGAAGCCAGUUCCAUCGGAGAAUUAACUCAGACCACAGAAGCGGGGUCGGAGGUCACAGAAUCACCAACAAAUAGCACCGAUAUGGUUAAUAGCACGGACAACCCAGACCCGAACGGCUCGCCUGACCCUGAAAAUGGAGGAGAUCCAUUUGUGAAGCCAGGAAGCCAUAUAAAGGGACCUCGACACGUUAGAGCACAUGAUGGCUUCCACAGCCUGAAGACGGAGAAGCAUUGGGCAAGCUGGAACGAUGCCUUUACCACGCCACGUCCCUAGCUCAUAUGUAUAUCCCAUUAUACCCUUUCGUUUUGUGACCAAUCUCUGAAGAUUAUUGAAUAAAAAACUAAAUAAUUUU
Molecule: messenger RNA, 535 nt
Organism: Drosophila melanogaster (fruit fly)
Lineage: Eukaryota; Metazoa; Arthropoda; Insecta; Diptera; Drosophilidae
Exons: 2
Coding region: 55-456 (133 amino acids)
Source: RefSeq, marked reviewed